AUGAGCAAAUCAUCUUCUAAGCGAGCCUCUGCAGCUCAAGAUCGUUUAGAGCUAAUCCAAAGCAGAGUUAUUGUAGAACGUGACAGCGUUUCCAGUAUAUCAUCAAGUGACUUUCCUUUUCAUACUAGUAAUCGAUAUUCAAAUAUUGAUUUUUUAGAAAAAAUAAGGAAGAAACUAAGAGUCUCCAUCGAAAAAAAAUCUCAAUAUGAUAUGGAAUUUGACCUAAUUGGAGUUGAUGCAUCAAUAGCAAACGCGUUAAGAAGGAUUAUGAUCGCCGAGGUACCAACCUUGGCCAUCGAAAAGGUUUUUGUUUAUGACAAUACAUCAAUAGUACAAGAUGAAGUCUUGGCACAUCGGUUAGGCUUAAUUCCAAUAAAAGCCAAUCCUGAUGAAUUUGACUUUAAACUAUCGACCGAGCAUCCAACAGAUCAGAACACAAUUGUAUUUAAACUGAAACAAGAAUGCAAGCGUAAUCCUAAAACUGCGGCAAAUGAAACGGAUCCAAAAAAAUUAUAUUUAAAUCACAAUGCUCUAAUAUGGGAACCUAAAGGCGAUCAAGCUGACAGGUUCAAAGAUUCUCAGAUUCGACCCGUUCAUCAAGAUAUCCUUGUAGCACAAAUGAGACCAGGUCAGAAAAUAGAAUUGGAAGCACAUUGUGAAAAAGGAUGUGGCAAAGAACAUGCAAAAUGGUCCCCCGUUGCAACCGCAUCGUAUCGCUUAAUGCCAGAAAUAAUUUUGAAGGAGGAAAUUACUGGAGAUCUGGCCAUUAAAUUUGCCUCGUGUUUUACCCCAGGUGUAGUUGAAGUCAAGGAUGAAAAUGUCGAUGGGAAAACUAUAGAAGUUGCCAAGGUAGUAAACCCACGGAUUGACAUGGUCAGUCGGGAAGUAUUACGACAUAAAGAAUUUGAAGACAAAUUAGAGUUGAAUCUACGGGAAUUCUAG
Molecule: messenger RNA, 942 nt
Organism: Funneliformis mosseae
Lineage: Eukaryota; Fungi; Glomeromycota; Glomeromycetes; Glomerales; Glomeraceae
Source: the annotation of a GenBank genome assembly